AUGACCACCCCACAAGACCUCCAGGAGGCACACGCCUUCUGGCGAGACACUGAGCCCCCCGGCUGCCGCAUAAAAAUCCUCUCCAUCAUCGGGGACGAUGCUGACGCCACGGACCCGAAGCUUUUGGAGCACCACUUCAUCUACGUCUGGAUGAAGCUGGCGCGCGCCGAUCCGCUUCCGCCGGCGCGCCUGUACGGAAUCAUCAUCUGCGGUGAUCAAGUGCGGCUGUACACCGAGUUCCCCCGGGGCCACGAGUACCACGAGACGGGGAUGCUGCAGUUCCAGCACCAGGGACGCGAGGUGUUCUCCUCGCGCCGGGACGAGGCGGUGUUCCGUGAGUUCAUGGACGUGGUGCAGGCACUGCGGUACGAGGACUUGGAGCGCGGGCAGGUCGAUCGGGCGUACGCGAAGAUCCGCAGCGGGGAGCUGCCACCCCCGGAGGAGCGGGCGACGCCGGAAAAUCGAGGGCCCUGGAAGGUCCUUAGUGUCCACGACUGGUCGGAGGUGGACGAGGAGCAGGUCCCGACCGUGUCUCCAAGUAAUCUGGACGAUUCCCCCGUGAUGUGGAAGGUGCAUGUCACUGACCGGAGGAAGGUGAUCUGGGGUCCGAAGCGCGCGAGACGCUGA
Molecule: messenger RNA, 627 nt
Organism: Aspergillus fijiensis CBS 313.89
Lineage: Eukaryota; Fungi; Ascomycota; Eurotiomycetes; Eurotiales; Aspergillaceae
Exons: 1
Coding region: 1-627 (208 amino acids)
Source: RefSeq, a predicted model, not a curated record